AGCCGAGCGGACCGAAAGUAAUACACAAGUACCGUGACCUUUCUGUGCAGGGCCGUGGCGCUGUGUUCACGUGUUAUCGAGAGAAACCAGUUCUCUAUUAUGCAGGUCUGAUUGCAAGCCCUUUUAUCAUAUUUUGCUAAAUUUGAGUGAGCUUCACUUCAGAAAUGAAUGAGGAGGGUUGCAAUGCUGUGUUGGAGGUGUUGACCAGAGCUACUAGUCAGGAUCCUAGCAUUCUGAAACCAGCUGAACAACAGCUCAAGCAAUGGGAAGCACAACCUGGUUUUUACUCUAUUCUACAGACAAUAAUUCAGAACCACAGUAUUGGCGUAAAUGUAAGAUGGUUGGCAGUACUUUUCUUCAAAAAUGGCAUUGACAGAUACUGGAGGAAGAAUGCAACAAAUGCCAUCUCAGAUACAGAAAAGGUGGGCAUACGAGCCAAGCUGGUCGCUCGCUUUGAUGAACCAAUUGCUCCUAUAGCUACUCAGCUGGCAGUCCUCAUUAGCAAGAUAGCUCGCAUGGACUGUCCUAGGAUUUGGCCUGAGCUGGUCCCUAUUCUCCUGGAAGCGGUCAAGCAACCGGAUCUCCUUGCACAGCAGAGAGCACUCUUAACAUUGCAUCAUGUGACAAAGACCCUAGCGUCCAAGAGACUGGCAACAGAUAGGAAGCUUUUUCAAGAGCUGACAAGUAACAUCUUUGGUUUUGUGCUAACCCUCUGGAACACCUAUACUGAGAAAUUCCUACAAGCAGCUAAUGCUCAGGAUCAUACUGCCAUGGCAACAUCACUUGAGCUCAGUGCGCUUGCCCUUAAAGUUUUGAGAAAACAGCUGGUGUUUGGCAUAACAGAACCAGGCAAGUCUCAAGAAGCAAUGAUGCUGAUUCAGAUGAUAUUCCAGAGGGUGCGUCCCUAUUUAGAAGUCAGAGCAAGUCUUCCUGCUAAUCACACACUAAGAGAGAAGUUGGAGAAAAUGGCCAUCCUGCACACUAAAGUUCUACUGGACUGCCAGGAGAACUUCCCACUGGCCUACAUAGACUUCAUCGGCAGCUCCUUGGAACUCUGCACCUCCUGUGUAUUCUCUGAUGAUAACAGACACCUCAUGUUUGAACGCUUCACGGUACAGUGCAUGAAUCUCAUCAAAGGGAUCGUCAAGUGUGAGAAGUACAAGGAGAGGACCGGUCCUGAUGAGGAGCCAGACCCUGUUACUGUCAAAGCAGAAGGGGCAAAGAAAGCAUUCUUUACAGAGAGUAUUGUCACAGAAAUCUGUCAGAGGCUAAUCAUGCAGUACUUUCCAUUGGGACAAGAGGACCUGCAUCUGUGGGAAACAGAUCCCGAAGGCUUUGUGUCUGACGAGGGAGGUGAAUCAUGGAAGUUUAGCUUAAGGCCUUGUACAGAGACUUUAUUCCUGACCCUUUUCCAUGCAAACAAAUCAGUUUUCAUCCCAGUACUCAUUCAAAUGGUACAGAAAGUACAAGAUGCGAGUGAUACAGAAGAUAUACAGGUGCUAUUACAGAAGGAAGCGGUAUACAAUGCAUUAGGUCAAGCUGCUUUUGAGCUGUUUGACGAUGUUGAUUUUGAUCAGUGGUUCACCUCUCAUCUCUUGAAAGAACUUCAAAACAUGCAUCCAAGGUACAAGAUGAUAAGAAGAAGAGUGAUCUGGUUAGUCGGUCAAUGGAUAGGGGUGAAGCUGUCCCCCUCUCUACACCCUACCUUCUACCAAGCAAUCCUACCCCUCUUAUCUGCAGAUGAAGAUCUGGUAGUCAGGAUAUCAGCUGCACAGGCUCUCAAGAUUGCUGUGGAUGAUUUCGAGUUUAAGACAGAAGCCUUCCUGCCGUUUUUAGAAUCCAGUUUUUCACUGCUGUUUCAACUUCUACAACAAGUAUCAGAAUGUGACACAAAGAUGAGCAUUCUUCAUGUGAUGUCUUUCAUCAUCGAGAGGGUGGGGCCCCAGAUUCGUCCCUUCUCUACCAGUCUUGCCCAGUACUUACCCCUUCUCUGGGAGGAUUCAGCAGAGCAUAACAUGCUCCGGUGUGUCAUCCUCUCAACUCUCAUUCAUCUUGUUCAGGGUUUGGGACCACACAGUACCACACUCUAUCCUUUCCUCCUUCCUAUAAUCAAGUUCAGUACUGAUGUCUCCCAGCCUCCACAUGUCUAUCUAAUGGAAGAUGGUGUGGAUCUGUGGUAUGAGACUAUACAGAAUGCUCCUGCCAUGACACCAGAACUCCUUCAACUCUUCUCUAAUAUGCCUGAAGUACUGGGUAUUCCCAUAGUUUUACAGGAGACAAAAAUGGCUACCGAGAAUCUGAAGACAUGUCUUCUCAUCAUCAGUUCGUAUGUCAUCCUUGGGAAGGAACAGUUCAUGCAGAGCCAUGGACAGACAGUAGCGACAUGUACAACAGGCAUAGUGGCUGAACUCAGGACAGAGGGUGUCACCGUGGUCCUCAAGACGAUAGAAACAGUGUUCAAGAUGUUCCCGAUUGAAGGACCACAUUUCUUUGAGUCGUAUCUGCCCAAAGUCCUGGAGGAGAUCUUGAGUAAAGAUAUCUACCCUAUGCUGAUGACCAUGUACGUCUCUCUCCUCUGUCGUAUUAUCAUCAAGAAUCAAGACUAUUUCUUCUCUGUCCUCGAUGGCAUUGCCAAGAGUUGGAAAACCACACCUGAUGAGCUACUGACCACCCUGAUCCAGACCUGGGUUGACCGCAUGGACCAGCUAGCUGCGGCAGAGCGCAGGAAACUGACCGGUCUAGCGUUUGCAUCCCUGAUGACCAGUUCAUCAAGGGCUGUAAUGGAGAGGUUACCGGACAUGAUGUACAUCAUUGUUGAAGUACUUCAUGACGUGUGCAGAGAAGAGAAUGAUAAAAAACUAGAUUACCUAGUUAUGAGUGAAGACCGCAGUGAUGAAAUCGAUGAUGAGUACGAGACUCUACAUGACAAGAGAAUGAGAGAGCUUUCGAGGCAAGAUCCUAUACACAACACCUCCUUCCCAGAAUAUGUCAAGUUCCAGAUGGGAAAGUGUGAGAGGUUGCAUGGUCCUGCUGUCUUCCAGCAGAUCAUGGACUCGAUUGAUGAAGAAGUCUUGCAGCAGCUGAAAGGCUUCAUUUCAUGAUGAGCAGUAUGAAACGUGUCUGGAAGACCCUUGUAUGGACUGAAAGAGGCAUCUAAAGACUAGAUGUAUGUGAUGAUGAUGAUGAUGAUUCACAGGAUUUAUAUGGCAUAUCUAUUUGUUUUAAAAGAACAUUCAAAGGCGUGAGCUCUUCCAAUAAAGUUAGCAUUUAGACCAGGGCGAAGAUGACGCCGCUUAAUUAAAGAUGACACAUAUCCGAGUCUGACCAUCAGUUGCCUUAAAUGUGAGCAGCAGGACCUUGAAUUCAAUUCCUUCAAAUCUCACCAAGUUUUUAGACACAUUUAAGAGACUUCUUCUUACUAUUACUAGGGACAUGCGAGACAUCUAGAAGACUCCCUAUCAUAAUACAAAGUGACAUGAGUGGUGACCUAUGGGAUGUUUCAUAUAUCACCGAGUUUUAGGAAAGCAUCAAAGAAACACCAUAAUAUCAGCAGUGAGUGAUAUGAGAAGCAAUCAAAGGACUCCUUCACAACACAAGUGACUUUUGUGAGAGGCAACCAAAUAAUUCCUUCAAAUAUUACCAAGUUUUUGGAAUGGCAUCAAGUAUACACCUUCAUAAUAUCAAUGAGGGAUAUGAAAGGUAAUCAAGGACUUCUUCAUGAUGCUUCAGAGACAUCCAGCAAGUCUUCCAAAUUGCAAGGGACUGAUAUGUAAAACGUCACAGGUUUCUUCAUGGACUGGUUACUGAUAUGAGAGAUAUCAAGAGACUCCUUGAUACAUGUACCACACCUGACUGAUUUGAGUGACAUCCAAUUGUUUCUUGACUUUCUUC
Messenger RNA from Strongylocentrotus purpuratus (purple sea urchin), 3891 nucleotides. It is a transcript of the gene ipo11, whose product is annotated as importin-11. Gene Ontology annotation, molecular function: small GTPase binding. Gene Ontology annotation, cellular component: cytosol; nuclear envelope. Gene Ontology annotation, biological process: protein import into nucleus. The transcript has 28 exons. NCBI's taxonomy places the organism in Eukaryota, Metazoa, Echinodermata, Echinoidea, Camarodonta, Strongylocentrotidae. The coding region runs from base 165 to 3101 and encodes 978 amino acids. The record is from RefSeq and is a predicted model, not a curated record.